Schistosoma spindalis is the source of this 1699-nucleotide messenger RNA. NCBI's taxonomy places the organism in Eukaryota, Metazoa, Platyhelminthes, Trematoda, Strigeidida, Schistosomatidae. The record is from the annotation of a GenBank genome assembly.
AUUUUUGUUAAAGCAGUCGUUGUUUCACCAACCAUUAGACCUUGGUUUCAUUUUCCGCUGUCAUGGUGAAGAUAUUCGUUGGGAACCUAAAUCCAGAAUCCAAAGCAUCCGAUCUCCGCAAAAAAUUUGAGGCCUUUGGGAAAGUUACAGAGUGUGAUGUUGUUAAUAAUUAUGGCUUCGUGCAUAUGGAAAAAGAGUCGGAGGCUGAAGCUGCAAUAGAAGGACUUCAAAAUGCCAUUCUUGAUGGGGUGAAAAUAAAUGUCGAACGCAGUCACGGAAAACGAGGUGGUGGCCCCGGACCUGCUAGACGUAGAAAUGAAGGGCGUUAUCGGGAUUAUCCACCGGAGAGGGGACCACGUGCACCACCUCGUUACAUGAAUUCCGGCCCACCUCCCCCGCGAAUGGGACGUUAUGGUCCGGGUUGGGAUGAUGGGUAUGGAGGGCCCUACGGACCACCACCACGUAACAACUCCAGAGGUUACGAUUAUCCCCCAAACGGUGCCAAUGGAAGGUAUCCGCCAAUUGACCGUGGAGAACAACACAGACCACUCCCACGUGGUCCAGCCCGUGACCCACUGCCCCCACCACCUAAUAUGGGAUAUCGUGGACCUCCAGUCCCUGAGCCUAUUCCAUCGUCUCGAGAUUAUCCUCCAAAACCUCCCCCGGUCAGACAAAGUUACGAUGUGUAUGGUGAAUUUGACCGGUACCGGGAGCCAAUAACGCCAUCAGGUCCUCCACGUGCAAACGAUUAUUAUGAUACAUACGGCAGUUAUAGCAGCGGAAACUACGAAGAUAACGAUAGAUCAAUGUCAAAUUACGAUUCAGGAUACGAUUACAGUUACUAUGACUAUGGGAUGGAUAGCAGAUCACCGGUUCCACCAAGAUCAGGAAACACUAAAAGAAAUCGAAAUUACUUGAGUGAGAUAUCGAUCAAGGGCGACAUGUUGUUCUGUGGUAGAAUUAAGUGACUUCUAUCAAAAUAUAUUGCAAGGUUGUUUCAGUACUCAUAUUCGGUAGUAACAUACAAUUUUCAACCAGGCCGUGACUCGAGAACGUUUAGAGCUGAAUUUUCACCAUAGGCGAGCUGCUGUCUGAGUCGAAACGGAUACAAAAGUUAGAAAUAGGAGAUAGUGCUCGGUCACAGAGACGAUAAUGAAAUUGGUGUCACCAUCUUGAAACACCGACUUCGGUGGCUUGGACAUGUUCUACGAAUGUCGUCCCAGAGAAUUCCACGUCGUGUAUUAUUUGCCGACUCUGGGACUGGUUGGAAAAAGUGGAGAGGUGAUCAGUAUAUGACAUGGUGUCGUGGUAUGAAAGAAAGCUGCAAAGGGCUAGCUUCUGUUGGUCCUUCACGACUCUCUGGUUUGGGUCCGAGAGACGGUGUAACGCAGUGGCUAGAGACGUUAUCAGAUAUGGCUCAGAAUAGAAGCCAGUUGCGAUCCUGCUGUAACCUUUUACUUUCUUCAUAAAAAGUGGUUGUAUCUUCCUUAACUGAAAGAUUUCUUCUGAUUGUACCUUUUCGUUUUCCCCAUCAUUGUUCUCUCUCUCUUUUUUUUAUAAUUCCCCACGUUCAUUACUUUUCUUUUCUCUUUUCUCCUCUUUAAAUUAUCAUUGUUUUGUGUGGCGCAUAUAUAUUUGGAGCCCCCCUGUACCAAUAUUUAUGUGUUCAAAUAAAUAAAUAAAAUAAUUGUAAGGUUGU